AAUGAUAAGCAAACAAAAGUAGUGGGGAGGGGCACAGGUCGUCCUGCAAAUAGAGCAAACACGUGAGUGACGCCGGCUCCCGGGAUAGGCCUUACCUUCAAUGUAAAUAGUUUCCCGCACCAAGGGCAGAAGUACUUCGCAUCGUGAUCUGGGUGUACCUUGUGCUUGUGAGUUAUAGCCUUGGAUAUUGUCGGAAACACUUGGGAACACACGUCACAGUUUUAACAAAUAUUAUCAAAAUGCUCAAAAAAAUGGUACCGACGUGUAAUUUUGCUAAACGGAUGUAUUCAACAGCUACUGGAAAAGUGAAAGCACAAAAAUAUGUACUCACGAAGUAUUUUCAAGGGGAACCGAAGAAAUCUGAUUUUAAAAUUGUCGAAGAGGAACUUCCAGAGUUAAAAGAAGGGGAAGUACUGGCAGAGGCUGAAUAUCUAAGCGUUGACCCUUACAUGAGAGCUUAUAUGAUAGGCUAUAAAUUGCCUACUGAUAUGAUUGGCGGACAAGUUGCAAAAAUUAUAUCGAGUCGGAACAAAAACUAUGCUGUUGGGAAAUAUUUAGCUGGAUCUUUUGGGUGGCGUACUCAUACUAUUGUAAAACCUGAUGAUUUUAAUACUCCGGCGGGUUUCAUACCUGUUACACUUCUACCUGAUUUCGGAACACACCCCGUGUCACUGGGCUUAGGCGUUCUCGGAAUGCCCGGAAACACAGCUUACUUCGGUGUAAAAGAGAUAUGUAAACCUAAACCCGGUGAGACGAUUGUAAUUACUGGCGGCGCUGGUGCUGUUGGAUCACAUGUGGGGCAAAUUGGCAAAAUAUUGGGUUGUCGUGUUGUUGGCUUUGCGGGAACCGAUGAAAAGUGUGAAUAUUUGGAAAAGGAACUAGGCUUUGAUCGGGCUUUCAACUACAAAACCGUAGAUAUCAGAGCUGCCCUUAAAGAUGGUUGUCCUAAAAGAGUUGACUGUUACUUUGAUAAUGUCGGUGGUGAAAUCAGUACGACUAUUAUGUCUCACAUGAACAAAUAUGGUAGAGUCGCCGUUUGUGGUUCCAUUUCGUCAUACAAUGAUAUGAAACUACCAAAAGUAACAAUUCUGCAACCUGCUAUCGUUUUCAAGGAAUUGAAAGUAGAAGGAUUUCUUGUAAAUCGGUGGACCGAUCGAUGGAAUGAAGGAAUCAAAGCAAAUUUGAAAUGGCUUAAUGAAGGAAAAUUAAAGUAUCAAGAGAAAGUGUACCACGGUUUUGAUAACAUGGUAGAUGCUCUCGUGGGUAUGCUGAGAGGAGAGAAUACAGGGAAAGCUGUCGUUAAAGUUAAAUAAUUCAUUUUAAUAAAUAAUUGUUAAUCGUUAUUCAAUUUACGAACGUUGUAAAAAGCAAAGUGCCAUUCACUGUUUGUUUAUAAAUAUUAUUUUCUUCGA
Molecule: messenger RNA, 1412 nt
Organism: Spodoptera litura
Lineage: Eukaryota; Metazoa; Arthropoda; Insecta; Lepidoptera; Noctuidae
Product: prostaglandin reductase 1
Biological process (GO): prostaglandin metabolic process
Cellular component (GO): cytoplasm
Molecular function (GO): 2-alkenal reductase [NAD(P)H] activity; 15-oxoprostaglandin 13-reductase [NAD(P)+] activity
Source: RefSeq, a predicted model, not a curated record